Besnoitia besnoiti is the source of this 1320-nucleotide messenger RNA. RefSeq lists its product as uncharacterized. Lineage: Eukaryota; Apicomplexa; Conoidasida; Eucoccidiorida; Sarcocystidae. The transcript has 5 exons. The coding region runs from base 1 to 1320 and encodes 439 amino acids. The record is from RefSeq and is a predicted model, not a curated record.
AUGAGCUGCACUGCAGCCUUGGAUCCGCCGUCCGCUUCGUCCUCAACAUGUCAUUGGGACCCGCACGGCGCCGUGCGACCCGGUCUUCGGCGUUCUCCAUCCGCGUAUGAAGUUAUUCGUUGCUCCAGUGCGCAGGAGUGCUCAGGCUUCCCUUCGUCGAGCCACUGGAAACAAAGCGCGGCAUGCACCCCGGAAAAUGGCUGUCCGGACACCCUUCUGUUCUCCGAUGAUACCGCUGCACACAGCACACGCGGACAUGGAACCUGCGCCCGGGAUGCUGGCGAGGAAACAGACUCAGCAGGAUUGUGGGUUAGCAGUGAUCUCCAGUGUUCAAAGAUAAUACAAAGUGGAAAGGCGGUACAACGCAACAGUGAUAACGAAGACCUGCAUACUGUACCCCAACCGACAGGUGCGGGAGCUGAGAGGCCCCUGUUAAAUCAUGCCAUAGUACGACAUGCGAGGCUUACUGACGGAGGCAGCCCACGUACCGGGACUUCUUCUGAGACUCUCAGAAUUGCGUCUUUCCCAUUCGACAAUGUGGAGCUUCAUACUUGGGACGGCACGUGGAAGAAGGCAUCGCCGAAGUGGCAACACCGCGCCGCUCCAUUCGGAGUCGCAGUGCAUAGGAAGGAGACUGGGGGCGGCGGGGACUGCAUGUACCACAGUAUCGCGGCGUGCCUGGAGGAGCUGGCGGAGAUUCACCCAGAGUUUGAAGCGCUGGAUAUGCAAGCAAUCCGGAACGCGGCUGCAGAUGGCUUUGUCGGUUACCGCGCAUCCAAAUUACGUCACGAGCCCCCGGGGCCGCAGUGGGAUGCCAAUGCCUUCAUGGAGCGCCUGGCUGUUUUAGCGGCCUUAGAGGACGAAGAAUGGUCCGACUCGUGGUCUCCGUCGGAAGUGCUUACCGGCGAUCAGUACCGCAAUUCAGCCCAUAUGAUUAUGGAUACGUCGACGCCUGAAGGGAAGGCUGCGGCAGUUCAUUUCGAGCUCAGCAGACCAGGGUCCGUUCACUGGGGCGCUGGGUUUGAUGUGGAAGCCAUCGAGGACGCACUGAAUAUCGGAAUCAUCGUCCUUUCGCAUGAAAAUGGGGGCAUCUACCCACGGGCGUCUCGCACAGAUGUCAAACGGCCUUACUACGUCUUGAUUUAUUAUUACAGUGGAGAGCAUUUUCAGCAGGCAGGCGUCCGGCGUCUUGACGAAGGGGACAAAGGCAGUAGAAUUCGCUCGGCUUUUGGUGCUGACGAGAUACCAGAGUUCAUCCGUCAUGUGCACAGUGAAGAUUGCCGCCAACCGUUGAUUCCGGCGGCUAAGGAACAGAUCUAG